UGCCUGCCGGGCCGCACAGCUUCCCAGCCCCUCCAUCUGUGCUCAGCCCCGGGGAGGACAGAAGGGGGCUCGGAGCCCGGCCCCAUGAGGACGCUACUGACCAUCCUGGCGGUGGGAUCCCUGGCCGCUCACAUUGCUGAGGACACCUCGGAUCUUCUUCAGUACGUAAAAUUCCAGUCCAGCAACUUCGAAAACAUCCUGACGUGGGACAGUGGCCUGGAGAGCGCCCCAGACGUGGUCUACAGUGUUGAGUAUAAAACGUACGGAAAGAAAGAGUGGCUGGCAAAGGAGGGCUGCCAGAGGAUCACCCGGAAAUCCUGCAACCUGACCACGGAGACGGGCAACCACACGGAGCACUACUACGCCCGGGUAACUGCCGUCAGCGCGGGAGGCCGCUCAGCCACCAAGAUGACCGACCGGUUCAGCUCGAUGCAACAAACUACCAUCAAACCACCCGAUGUGACCUGUAUUCCCAAGGUGAGAUCCAUCCAGAUGAUUGUCCAUCCCACCUCCACACCUAUCCACGCAGAGGAUGGCCACCGGCUAACCCUGGAGGACAUCUUCCAGGACCUAUUCUACCGCUUAGAGCUCCAGGUCAACCACACCUACCAAAUGCACCUUGGAGGGAAGCAGAGAGACUACGAGUUCAUUGGCCUGAGCCCUGACACAGAGUUCCUUGGGACCAUCACCAUUUCUGUUCCACACUUUUUCAAAGAGAGCGCUCCCUACGUGUGCCGAGUGAAGACACUGCCAGAUCGGACAUGGACAUACUCCUUCUCUGGCGCCUUCCUGUUCUCCAUGGGCUUCCUCGUCGCGGGGCUCUGCUACUUAAGCUACAGAUAUGUCACCAAGUUGCCUCGGCCUCCCAACUCCCUGAACGUCCAGCGAGUACUGACCUUCCAGCCUCUGCGGUUCAUUCAGGAGCACGUACUGAUCCCUGUCUUGGACCUGAGCAGCUCCGGCAGUCUGGCCCAGCCUGUCCAGUAUUCCCAAGUCAAGGUCUCCAGGCCCAGGGAGCGCCCAGGAGCCUCCCCACUGCACAGCCUGUCUGAGAUGGCCUAUCUCGGGCAGCCAGACAUCUCCAUCCUCCGGCCCUCCGGAGUGCUGCCUCGCCAGACGCUCUCCCCACCGUCCUAUGCACCCCAGGCUGCCUCUGAGGUCAGGCCCCCCUCCUAUGCACCUCAAGUAACCCACGAAACUAAGCUUCCAUUCUACACUGAGCAAGCCAUGUCUGAGGUCCAGCCUGCUUCCUACACCCCUCAGACCACUCCAGACGGCUGGCCUUCUUCCUAUGGGACGUGCGUGGAAGGCUUUGGCAAAGACUCCCCACCUGUGACUCUCUCUAGGUCCAAACACCUCAGGACUAAAGGUCAGCUCCAGAAAGAGGCACAAGCUGGGAACUAUAUCCCAGAUGGCCUUUCUCUGCAAGGGGUGACCUCCUUGGAUAGGGAGGCCCCCCAAGAAGCAAAUUUCUUCCACCAGCAUCUGGGAGUUCACACGGACAGAGUACCUGACCCCAGUGUGCGACACAAAGGGACACCAUCAUACCUAAAGGGCCAGCUUCCCCUCCUCUCCUCUGUCCAGCUCGAGGGCUGCCCGAUAUCCCUCCCUUUACACAGUCCUUCCCUCCCAUGUUCCCCCACAGACCAGGAACCAAGUCCCUGGGGCCUGCUGGAGUCCCUUGUGUGUCCCAAGGAUGAGGGUCUCAUGUCUGAGAUGGAGGCCCAGAGCCCAGCCUCUCAGACCUCAGACCUGGAGCAGCCCACAGAACUGGACUCUCUCUUCAGAGGCCUGGCCCUGACAGUGCAGUGGGAGGCCUGAGCAGAGGACAGGGCAGGCUUGACGUUUCCUCCCUGUCCCCACCCAACCUCACGUGGUUGGCCAUUGCUCCCACACCCAGCCUUGCCACACACUCUGCAGCCCAGCCUCAGGGGGCUGCCCUUGAAAGAACCGAAGGAAAGAGGGACAUAGGGCCUCUGCCAUGGCUGAGCUGUGGUUGGAGCAAAAAAGUUGGGCAUGAUGAGGACUCCAGCCAGAGGAGCCCCGGGUACGCAUCUUGCACAAAUGAGCACGUGCAAGCAGAGCUCUGCAGGGCAGGAGGGGACGGGCAGAGCGUGGGGAGCCGAGGCAGGGAGACCUCAUGGAGAUCCGGGCCCCAGCUCCGAAGAUGCUGAAUGCAAAAUUCCCUACCCCACUCCUGGCCAGUUUCAUAAUCUAGUUCGACAGAGGGUGACGUCCUCUCUGGUCCCCUAUCCUGAGAAACGGAGCCUGGAAAGGAUGCCUCACAGCAGGCUGGGCAGCACCAGGACAAGCUGCACUUCUGGCCAAAGCCAGAGGGAGCCCGAUGGUGAGACUCCAGGGAGGAGUGCGGCCUGGGGCUCAUUCCCAACCAAGCUGCUUGCCGGAAAUCACACCAUGUUGACCUGGUCCCUCUUCUAGAGUCUUUACGCCAGGUGAAAUGCAGGUCCACCAGUGAGGGAGCACACACAAGCGUCUUCUGCCGGCAGAAGUUGCAGACCCUCUCCUGAGAGCAGGGUUCGUAAGGAACGUGGGGCCACGUGGCUCCCGAUGCCGACACAAUGGCAAAGUGCACGCACUUCACAGCUUAGAAGACUGAGCCGUGGGUUCAGCUCAUCUGGGUUCAAAUUCCUGCCUUACCACUUACCAGCAAAUGAAUCACUGCUCAAAAUCUCAGUUUCUUCAUCUGUAAAAUGGGGAUAGUGACGCCUACUUCAAGGGGAUGUGGUGAGGAUGACAUUCAUAAUGUCUAUAAAGUACUUAACAGUGCCUGGCACGUGCUCAGUGUCGGAUCAACGGUAGCCGUGUCCUGUUGUGGUUUUUUUUUUUUUUUGCAAAUCAGCCUGCACAGUGAGGGACCUGCUCCCUCAGUUCAGGUGGCUUCACACUGGGCAUUUUCUCAUGAGCUCGAAUCACCCCAAUUUUCUCAGGACAGCUCUAGGCCAGGCCAGAGGGGCUGGGGGGAGGUGGAGGGAUUGAGGGGCCUUCUGGGCCUUCUGGAAACAGGGCCCAAAGACAAAUGGGAUCUUCUCCCUGAGGUUGUAGGGGGAAGUUGUUUGGGAGUGGCGGUGGCAUGCCCAGAUCUCCUCCGCACACCCCAGCAGAGGCAGCGUGGUGCCAGCUUACCCUGCUGCCCCUGUGGCUGCUCCUCUGGGAGGAAAUGGCUCCUUGCUCCUGCUUGCAAGGUGCUGCCACCGAGCCGUGACACAGCUGGAGCUCAAACCUUCCACUCGUCACCCGAAGGAGCUUUCCACACUGGCUUGGAUUCUCAGAGAUGAGACUAAGGUGGCAUAAGGGGGGGAGGGACUCCAGUGGGGGUCCUUCAGGGGCCAAGACCUGUCAUCACCCUUUUGUCCAGAAGUCUGUUCUGAACAUUACUGAGAAACAGGAUCAAAGUCUGUUGCCUCAGCACGACCUUCCCGAGUAUACAAGGCUCUCCCUUCUCUGUACCCAGAUGUGUCUCCCCUCCUCUUCCUCAGGGCACCCACCCCACAACACAGCACCAGGUGUUGGUGUUCUUAUUUAUUUUUAAAGGGUUUAUUUAUUUAUUCGUGAGAGACACAGAGAGAGAGACAGAGACACAGGCAGAGGGAGAAGCAGGCUCCAUGCAGGGAGCCUGACAUGGGCCUCGAUCCUCGGUCUCCAGGAUCAGGCCCUGGGCUGAAGGCUGCGCUAAACAGGCCGUACCACCUGGGCUGCCCAGGUGUUGGUAUUCUUCUCUGUUUGUCAUUAAUAUUUAACAGCUCUUCAGGGUCAUUGGUCUAGACCCGAAUCUCCAUAACAGAGGGGUGGGCCACCCUCCUGACCACCGCAGUCCUUCCCACCCCCCACCCCUUUUCUCUGCAGCAGCCACUAAGGUGGCCUCAAUGAUUAUCCCCUCCCCCCACACUGCAAACAAGUCUCCUUCCUGUCACUUGGGGUGAACUUGGCCAAAGGUUGACUAUCUUGACUAUCUUCACCUUGUUUGGUAAUGAGAAACAACUUAACAGCCGGACUGUUCUCACCAGGUAAGUGGGACAGGGAGUCACAGAGAUAUUUUUUCAAGGCCAUAAAAGGGCUGUGAGGCUCUCUAAGCUCCUCGGGACGAUAGAUAGAUGUCCCAACUACUCGGUGACUCUCUGAGGGUGGAGUCUGAGUGCCUGAGGAGAGAGAUGAAUGGCUCUGAGCCGUAGGACCCUCCGCAGGCUGCCCUGGCCCCACCGAAGGGCAGGUCCCAGGUCUCUGGUCUCCCAAGCAGGCAGCCCAGGCCUGCAGACAGGGCUUGGAAGCAGCUAGAAGGCAAAGGGUCUGAGGCUCUGUGGAGCUGGGCUGAGACAUUAGCAUCCCUGAGAGUCCUAGGCCCUGACCCCAUUACCAGGAAUCUGCACAGCCUGGCCCCACCUAGCCCAGACAAGAGAGUCUUUGCAGCAGAGCCCAGCCCAGGAAUAAACAAACAGGUGUGGUAGCAGGUAGCAGUAAUAAUAGCAAUAAGAAGGAGGAACCCAGCCAUGUCACUUGGCUGUUUACUUACUUGACCACUCAUCGUCCUGGGAAACUGCCAUGAAAGGUUGUAUUAUUGAUAUUUUGCAAGGGAGAAAGAUAGCUCAGAGGGGUUACUUGCCCAAGUUGGUUUCCCAAACCUGCCUCAUCAUGAGAUGUAAAAACGCAGCUUCCCCAGCCCCACCCAGACCUGCUAAAUCCUCAGCUCCUGGGGAAUCUGUAUUUCUGAUAAACCCCUUUGAUGAUUCCUCUCUGGCAAGUGGAGGGAACGAGGCCCUCCUACCCACAGUUUCCCUGUGCAUAGCUUCAAAUCACCUCCCAGGAGUCACCCUCAUUACAGCCCCUGGCUAGGGGUGGGGGGCAAGAUUACUUGGGCAGCAUUCAACCUGCAAAGUCCGCAGACCCCUGGCCUCCCAAGCCCCCGGCCCCAGGAACAUGCAGGAGUUGCCUGAGUUCCUGCCCAAGGAAUAGGGCCCCUAGGACUGGUGCUCCUCCAGUGUCCCAGAGGUUGGGAUCCCUCUGCACCCCUCCAGGUCUGAGCAUCAGCCUGAACAAGGAGGCUAUGACCACGUGUCACCACCAAGGCCUGUCCCCUGUUGCUGUCUCCACCCUACGUCCCAUAAAGUGGGCCAGAAACAGUGGAGGCAGGAAUGGCUCACAGCCCUGAGACCCUGGCCCCCAUGCUCUGCCCCAGGGCUGCUCCAGCCCAUGUUCCUUGCCUACGCUAAGGAGGAAGUGCCAUUAAAGAAGAUACCUUUUGACCUGUCAGUAUGAGAACAGUAAGAGGAAUUAACUGAGUUGGGGAGACGACAGCGGGAAGGAAGGGAGACAAGCAGGAGGAAAGGAGGUGGUGGGCCGGACAGCGCUCCCCUUGGCUACCAGGUGAAGCCAUCUGCCAAAAACAGCUCGGUGGCUGUCUGAAAAGUGGUGUGGAAGUUUAGGAUGUUGGGCAUGUGAAUUUAAACAAGCAUCCUUAGGGGAUCCCUGGAUGGCUCAGUGGUUUAGUGCCUGCCUCGGCCCGGGGCGUGAUCCUGGAGGCCCGGGAUCAAGUCCCACAUCAGGCUCCCUGGAUGGAGCCUGCUUCUCUCUCUGCCUGUGUCUCUGCCUCUCUCUCUCCGUGCCUCUCAUGAGUAAAUAAAUAAAAUCUUUAAAAAAAAUAAAAUAAAAUAAACAACCAUCCUUAAUGUUCAUACAUCCAGGGAAAGCAGUAAAAAGGAGAAGAAAAAAAGGGAAGGGAAGAAAAGAGGAAAUAUUGAAGGGUACUCGCCACAAUGAGCCAGGUGCUAGACCAGGGGAUUUAUGCAUUUUAACCUCAUUUGAAUCUUGCAACCAUUCUGCAAGAUAGCAUUCGUUCAUUCGCUCAGUCACUUAUUCUUUUGUCUUUUAAAAGAUUUUAUGUAUUCAUUCAUGAGAGACACAGAGAGAGAGAGAGAGAGAGAGAGAGAGGCAGAGACACAGGCAGGGGGAGAAGCAGGCUCCAUGCAGGCAGGGAGCUCAAUCCCAGGAGUCCAGGGUCAUGCCCUGAGGCUGAUGCUCAACCGCUGAGCCACCCAGGUGCCCCUCAUUUAUUCUUCAACAAGCAUAUAUCAAAGGGCUAGCUGUAUGCCCGGCACUGUUCUCGGGACUAGGAUACAGUGAACAAGGCAGGCAGGCUUCCCAUUGUGUUAGAACUUACCUCCCAACUUACCAGUAAAGGAACUAAGCCCAGAGAGGAGGGUCCCUCCAUUAGUGAGCACAGGUGCCCGAGGUUGGGAUUUAUUUUUUUUAAUAUUUUUUAAAGAGUUUUUUAAUUUAAUUAUUCAUAGAGACACAGAGAGAGAGAGAGGCAGAGACACAGGCAGAGGGAGAAGCAGGCUCCACGCAGGGAGCCCGACAUGGGACUCGAUCUGGAUCUCCAGGAUCACACCCUGGCUGAAGGCGGCGCUAAACCGCUGGGCCACCAGGGCUGCCCGCCGAGGUUGGGAUUUAAACUAAGGUUUGGGGCACCUGGGGUGGCUCAGCGGUUGAGCAUCUGUCUUUGGCUCAGGGCAUGAUCCCGGGGUCCCACGAUCAAGUCUCGCAUCAGGCUCCCCGCAGGCAGCCUGCUUCUCCCGCUGCCUGUGCCUCUGCCUCUCUGUGUGUGUCUCUCAUGAAUAAAUUAAUAAAAUCUUUAAAAAAUAAAUAAGUAAAUAAACCAAGGUUUGGGGGCACGUUGGUGGCUCAUUCUGUUAAGUGUCUGCCUUCAGCUCAGAUCAUGAUCCCAGGGUCCUGGGACCGAGUUCCGCAUGGGGCUCUCAGUUCUGUGAGGAGCCUGUGUCUCCCUCUCCCUCUGCCUGUCACUCCCCCUGUUUGUACUCUCUCUCCAUCAA
Messenger RNA from Nyctereutes procyonoides (raccoon dog), 6845 nucleotides. It is a transcript of the gene IL22RA1, whose product is annotated as interleukin 22 receptor subunit alpha 1. Bases 85 to 1821 code for a protein of 578 amino acids. Gene Ontology annotation, molecular function: protein binding. NCBI's taxonomy places the organism in Eukaryota, Metazoa, Chordata, Mammalia, Carnivora, Canidae. The transcript has 7 exons. The record is from RefSeq and is a predicted model, not a curated record.